CGCGAUUCGUAAAAUAACAUUCCUCGUAAAGUUGCGACGACGUAUUUUUGCAAUUCUUCCUAGUGUUGUCAGCGUCAAGAAACAGAGUGAAGGAAACCAUGCCGGAAUAUAUGAUCAACGGCGUUCCGGUGAACUUUCCGUUCGAACCGUACGAACUGCAGAAAAAUUACAUGGCCAAAGUGAUUGAAUGCCUGCAGAAUAAAACGAAUGGCAUCUUGGAGUCCCCCACGGGGACUGGUAAAACGCUAAGCCUACUAUGCUCUUCUCUGGCAUGGUUGGUGUCGGUGAAGUCUAAGCUAUCACAGGCCCGUUCGGAAACACUCGAUACACUCUAUCUGCCAGAGCUAAGCAAUAUGAAAAACAACAAUCUUACCCCGGAACAGGCACAUGCAUUGCAGGAACAGAACAAGGAUGCGAAGGUGAAAAUAAUCUACGCCUCCCGCACCCACUCUCAGCUGUCCCAGGCAAUGCAGGAGCUGAAAAACACUAGCUACCUUAUGGUACGUGCUGUGAUACUCGGUUCCCGUGAUCAGCUGUGCAUACACGGUGAAAUUUCAAAGCAGGAAAACAAUGCCAUCAAAACAACAAUGUGCCGUGAGGAGGUGAAAACGCGUAAAUGCGUUUACUACAACCGCGUAGAGUAUGCGAAGGAUCGGUCAGACGUUACCUCCGUUCCGGUGCUGGACAUUGAAGAUCUCGUCACGGUCGGCCGGAAGAUGAAAGCAUGCCCGUAUUAUCUAUCGAAAGAGUUGGUAGAACAGGCGGACGUCAUUUUCAUGCCGUACAACUAUUUGCUAGAUCCUAAAGCACGCAAAUCGAACGGACUAACUCUUCAGAACAGUGUCAUUAUACUGGAUGAGGCACACAAUGUGGAGAAAAUGUGUGAAGAAAACGGUUCGGCACAGAUACGGUCGUCGGAUCUUGCGGUAGCGAUCGAGGACACGUCCACUGUCAUUAAGGUGUUUAUGGAUUCCGGUGGAGCUGCCAGCACAAUGGAUGCGGAAAAGCAGCUCGACUUUACGCUGGAAGAUCUGGUGCUGCUGAAGGAGAUUUUGCUUAACUUGGAGAAGGCAGUGGAUGACAUUUCGGUUAUGUUCUCCCAAGGUGGAACCACACAUCCAGGCACUUACAUAUUCGAUUUGCUGGAGAAGGCAAACAUAAAGUUCGGCAACGUUAAUGUGAUUUUAAAAGUAGUUAACUCAGUCAUCACUCACCUCACUACCACCAUGUCAAACAACUUUGUGCGUCGUGGUGCCGGUCUCCAAUCGCUGACAGAUUUCCUCGAGGUGGUUUACUGUGGUAAUGGUCCGGAAUACCGGCAGUCUGUCGAAAAAUGCUUCCGUGUGCACAUAGAGCACGAGGAAUCGAAACAAUCAACCAAGGGCAACGUCAAACGAGCGGACGGUUGGACUGCAACGAAGCAAAACAUCAAAGCACCGGCAAAAUCCAACUCCAAAGUGAUCAACUUUUGGUGCUUCAAUCCCGGGUUCGGCAUGAGACAGCUGUUGGAUAGCGGUGCACGAAGCAUUAUACUCACCAGCGGUACGCUAGCACCACUAAAACCACUAAUCAGCGAGCUAAACAUGCCGGUUACGGUCACUUUGGAGAAUCCGCACAUUAUCGACCGGAGCCAGGUGUAUGUGAAGGUAAUAUCGCAUGGCCCGGAUCGGAUGGAGUUAAACUCGAGCUUCAAGAAUCGCUCCAAUCCGGAGUACAUCGCUUCACUGGGCCGGACGAUACUGUCCCUGUGUCCGAUCAUACCGGGCGGUUUGCUUAUCUUCUUCCCAUCUUACCCAUUGCUGAACAAAUGCUCAGAGGACUGGCAAGCGAGCGGAAUCUGGGCGCAAAUUAAUCGCAUCAAACCAAUUUACACCGAACCGCGCGGCAAAGAUUCGUUCCUGACGACGAUGUCGGAGUAUUAUGCGAAGGUGCGUGACCCGGCAGCCCGGGGUUCCAUUUUUAUGGCCGUAUGCCGAGGGAAAGUUUCGGAAGGGUUAGAUUUUGCCGACGCAAACGGGCGUGCGGUUAUGAUCACCGGAUUACCUUUUCCACCGAUGAUGGAUGCGCGUGUGAUACUUAAGAAGCAAUAUCUCGAUACGAACCGAACGCGCGAAAAUGAGCUCAUAUCCGGAAACGAUUGGUACGCACUAGAAGCGUCCCGUGCCGUAAACCAGGCAAUCGGGCGCGUUAUACGCCACAAACAUGAUUUCGGUGCGAUAUUGCUGUGUGAUUCACGCUUUCAAAAUCCACGCCAAGAGUCGCAGCUAUCCGCGUGGAUACAUGCUCACCUGCGAGAGGGGCGCGGUGCCCCCAACUUCGGCACAGUAGUCGGUGAAAUGGCGAGGUUCUUUCGCAACAUGGCAAAGUUAGACGUACCUGCACGUGUACGGGAAGUUAGUACGAUUAAGGUGGAAGAUGAUGAAACGGAGAAGCAUCAUGCUGGGCGCGCGAUCGCCCAAAGACCGUGGGAGAAUACAGUGCACGAAGAGAAGUUUCGAAUAGGUGAUUAUUUACACGAUCCGAAGAAUAAGGACCCCUUGACGGCCAAUACCGCACAAACACGGUACGACCAGGGAGCUAGCAGCAGCGGACUGGUUACGGUAUACAAACGCGAACGGAAAGAUGACGGUGAGGUGCUAGCGUCAACCGACGCAUUCUCCGAAAUGGAUCUAGUGAUGCGAAAGAAGCGAAAAAUAGUGCUUGUACCGCAGAAGUUCUUUAAAAGCGAACCAAACGGAACGGAAAAUUUGCCGAUCCCAGUGGACGCAGUGGUAAAAGUUGAGGAAGACCAGUCCGAACGACAGGAACCACGAGUAGCACCGGAAAAUAGAGUGGAUUUCCUGCGCGAGGUGAAAUUUUCACUCGACGCAGCGGAAUAUAAGCUGUUCCUGCAGGCGCUGGUCGUAUACAACCGGGACAGUAAUUUUUCGGACUUUAUUGAGCGCAUGGUUUCAUGUUUUAAAAAUCCAUCGUUAUUCUAUCUGUUAAAGGCGAUGCGAAGAUUUGUUAAACCAGAACACAAACAACAGUUCGAUGCACGGAUAGAACAAAUAACGCUUCAACCUGGGUUGAAGGCUUUGUUGUGAGUAAUAAAUUUAUAUCAUCAUCAGGGAUGUGUUCCUUACUAUUAGCUCAGAUAAUUUCGCAACUUGUUUUGUUUCUUUUGCUGAGAAAACUGGUACAAGAAUGCAUAGUGUUUCUAGUAUUAACAGGUUAACAAUUAAGUUCGGUAAUAUUUUCAUUCUUUCUUGGGAUGAUAAAAAAUGUUGAUAAAAAAGGACUUUUACGAUUUAAAUGCCUUAAAAUUAAUGAAGAAUUACUGUUAUGCCAAUAAGAUAGCUGUUGGAUCUCGUGAGAUUAUAAAAACUUGAGCGGCACUCACUGCUUCGGGUCCAGAAGCAGGCACCCUCGAUUGUCGUACACAACAAUAGUGAUUCCA
Messenger RNA from Anopheles moucheti, 3439 nucleotides. It is a transcript of the gene Rtel1, whose product is annotated as regulator of telomere elongation helicase 1 homolog. Gene Ontology annotation, biological process: telomeric loop disassembly; DNA recombination; regulation of double-strand break repair via homologous recombination. The record is from RefSeq and is a predicted model, not a curated record. Gene Ontology annotation, molecular function: ATP binding; DNA binding; DNA polymerase binding. The transcript has 5 exons. The coding region runs from base 99 to 3086 and encodes 995 amino acids. NCBI's taxonomy places the organism in Eukaryota, Metazoa, Arthropoda, Insecta, Diptera, Culicidae. Gene Ontology annotation, cellular component: nucleus.